Messenger RNA from Fonsecaea pedrosoi CBS 271.37, 1515 nucleotides. RefSeq lists its product as uncharacterized. Bases 1 to 1515 code for a protein of 504 amino acids. The record is from RefSeq and is a predicted model, not a curated record. NCBI's taxonomy places the organism in Eukaryota, Fungi, Ascomycota, Eurotiomycetes, Chaetothyriales, Herpotrichiellaceae. The transcript has 5 exons.
AUGCCGGCCUGGGAAACAGAACAACGUCUUCCAUCGUUCGUGGGCGCCGGAGCUCCUAUGGUCCCAUAUGGCCAGUUGAAGAAAUACUUCUGGGGCAAUAUGCCCGCACUCGAUGUCUUAGCCCUGGACCGCAAUGAGGGAUGCUCUUAUGGUCACGACUUGCAUGUGUUGUUUGCGGCUUCUGGAGACAUCCGUAAUGUGUUGAAAACUGUUGCUUGUCUUCCUGAUGAGUAUCAACAGUCUAUCUCCCUGACUCUGAACGACCGGGAUUUUGAUAUUGCCGCACGGAACCUGAUCAUACUCCUUGCUGCGAUGCAGAUCGACAAAGACCCCGACGAUAUCGAAACUAUCAUCCACGUUUGGUACUCGGCGAAACUCCAGUCUAGUCAACUACGUCAGCUGCAAUCCUCGAUUCUUCCACUAUUUCAAAAGGUUUGUGCAAAGAUUAAGGACAAACCGAACGGCACACUCUUGGGAAAGACUUGGACUUUCGGAUUUAGAUCUCUCCGCGUGACUUUGUCCAAGGAGAAAUGGAUGCUCCUCCCCUCUUUUCUAGAGGUUCCCAACGGCUUGUCUUGCAGCCUGGCCGACAAAAUUCGACAAGGCACAACGCUUGCGCAUGAGCGGCGAGACUACCGGGACCGGAAUAUCCUCUUACAGAAACCUCCUCAUCGCGUGUGCAAGCAGAGAUUCCGCGAAGAUGGAAUUCUAUUGUCCUUUUCCCAGCCUCGCCAAGCAUUCGACACUCCGAAUCCUACUUUCUACCAGAACAAAGAGCAAUGGCCAAUGAAGGACUCGGCAGACCCUUUUGAUGGAUGGGAUCUCCGUUCUGUCCUCCAAAGCUCCUAUGAAUCCGCCGCCAACGACAUGUAUGGCAAACUGUUUAACCAUCUAAGAGAUCUUCUGUCCUCAUUCGCCAGACAAGCCGCGUCGCGAAAGAUAGCGUUCGAGCUCUUCAACGUGGACGUGACGGAUCUCUCGAGACAUCUUGAUGGUCGACAGUUUGCACGUAUUGAGGUCUCUAACAUUUCGGAUGGCGGUUACCUUGGAGUAGCUCGCACACUCUACCUGCUCAGUCCAUUCUUGCAAAAGCACAUUGACAAUUCUCACGCGACAAUAAUAACGCUUUUCAUGAAUGCCGUAGCCGAAACGGUCCAUCUGAGUCCUGCAAAGCGUCCCGAGAUAGAAUCUCUCGUGAUGAAAGUGUCGCAGUAUCUUCCGGCCACACGUCCGCCACUCUCGGAAUAUGACCCUGAGGUGAUUCGACGGAUCGCGGCUCACGACCUCGUUCGUGACAAUGACAAAUACUUCGAAAUAUAUAUGAGAGAAGAGCACUUCGGAGAGAUUGGACGCCAUUUGGGCUUGACAAUGGAACGACCGCACACAAUCAUCGAGGAGUGGCCCAUGAGGCUCAAGUCACCGCCGAAGCAGGUCGGGGCGAAAGAAGAGUUUGAGAUUCUGCUUGCCUCGUCCCAUAGUGGAGCUGAGCGCUACGUGGAGUGGAAGUGGGCAUGA